Cylindrotheca closterium is the source of this 582-nucleotide messenger RNA. NCBI's taxonomy places the organism in Eukaryota, Bacillariophyta, Bacillariophyceae, Bacillariales, Bacillariaceae. The record is from the annotation of a GenBank genome assembly.
AUGCUCCGUCAAAACAUCAUUGUCAAUGAGGGCGACUCUCCAUUGGCAUACAAGUCCAGGGAAGUCACUAAUCCAGUGAUGCAGUAUGUCAGUUUUUUUGACCACAACUUUGAGCGCAAGCGGAAAGUUGAAGAAGUUUGCAAUGGUGCAAGUGGAAAGAAUGUUGAACCACUCCUCAGGUCCAUUCAAUCCUUCUGUAACAUUGCUUCAGAGUGGGGACUCAAUCAGGGUCGUCAAAAGAAGGCCUUGUUCAAGCAAUACCUCACUGCUGAACCGCUCAUGACCUAUCAGAGAAUUUCUGAUACUCACGGGAACUCAGUUCAGGACUUUGAAGACUCUGUUGAUGAGUUCAUUUGCGAAUACACUGGUGAAAAUCCCAAGUAUCAGGCGAACAUGUAUCUCUUUGAUACUUCCAAUCACAUUCGCAAACCGUAUAAUACAGAAAUUGGAAUUCACGCAAAUCACUUGAAAACCCUAUUUAUGUAUCACAAGAUGUGUUGGGAUAUGACGAAAUAUGAGUUUUUACGUUCCAAACGAAACUAUUCAAGUACGAGGUUUUCGACACGUGCGAUCGGAAUUUGA